CCUUUUUUUUCAAUUUCUUCUCUGCGAAGCUUUCCGGUAUCCAUUUUCUGCAAAUCGCCAUUUGCCGCUAGCUUCAACGGAAGAUAAAAAUGUCGAGUAAAAGGCAGUGUGAUGAUUUUUCGGCUGAAACGCCGAGAAAGAAGCCAUCUAGGGUUUUAAGAAUCCAAGUUGAUUCAGAUGAAGAAGUUGGUACUAAUGAAGGAAGAGUUUUUUAUUUUCGGGUUCUGUUGCCUAAUGGAAUAACUUUAGAGUUGCAAGUACCUGGACCACCUAGUGAAAUGCCUGUUGAGGAUUUUGUUAUUUUAGUGAGGCGAGAAUACCAAAAUCUUGGGCGAAGAACAGAGUCACCUAAGCCUAAAAGACAGAUUAAUUGGACUAGCAAGGAUUUGCAUUUUGUAGAUGCUUUUGAGAACAGGAUAACGAAGAUGUUGGAUUUCAGAAAGUUUAAAUCCAACAAGUCUCAUAUGAUAAGGCUCUGUGAUGGUUCAGCUGAAGCAGAUAAAUAUGAGAAUAUGUGGGACCUUACACCAGAUACUGAUUUGUUGAAGGAACUGCCUGAAGAGUAUACAUUUGAAACUGCACUGGCGGAUUUGAUCGAUAAUUCAUUGCAGGCAGUAUGGCCUAAGUCUACAGACCAGAGAAGAUUAAUAAGUCUAGAGCUAACUAAGAGCAGGAUUACAAUAUUUGACACAGGCCUUGGAAUGGAUGGAAGUGCUGAAAAUUCUAUAGUGAAAUGGGGAAAAAUGGGAGCUUCUCUUCAUAGAUUAUCGAGAGACAGAGGCAUAGGAGGAAAACCUCCAUACUUAACGCCUUACUUUGGUAUGUUUGGUUAUGGAGGGCCUAUUGCAUCUAUGCAUUUAGGACGACGAGCCUCAGUUUCGUCAAAGACAAAGGAGUGUAAGAAAGUAUUCGUGUUACAUCUUGAGAGAGAUUCUUUGCUCCGCUGUUCUUCGUCUCAACAAACUUGGAGGACUGAUGGAAAUGUUAGAGACCCCUUGGAAGAUGAACUAAGAUACUCAGUUGAUGGUAGCUUCACUAAAGUUGAAAUUUUUUAUCCAAAGAUGAGAAGCGAAAGCGUACAGAAACUACAAUACAAACUGAAAGAUAUAUACUUCCCGUAUAUACAGUGUGAUGAAGUAUCAAAAACAGGAAAAACUGUGAUGCCUAUUGAGUUUCAGGUCAAUGGCACUAAUUUAGCGGAAAUUGAAGGUGGAGAGGUGGCAACCACAAACUUACUGUCCUGCAAUGGUCCAGAGUUUGUAAUGCAACUUAGCUUUCACGUAAAGGAUAGCAAUAGUUUGAAAAUUGGUUCAGGAACAAAAUCUUCCUUCGAAGGACAUGCUCGCCUGAGGUGUGUUUAUUUUCCAAUGGUGCAGGGUAAAGAGAGUAUUGAGGUGAUAUUGGAAAAGCUAGAGGCAGAUGGGUAUGGAAUUACCGAGAAUUUUGAAACUUUCAGCCAUGUUUCUGUCCGUCGGUUGGGUCGUCUACUUCCAGAUGCUCGUUGGUCUUGGCUUCCCUUUAUGGAACCAAAGCUAAGAAAAAGUGAUAGGGCUGAAGUCCUGAAGAGAUGCUGCUUUAGAGUAAAAUGCUUCAUAGAAACCGAUGCUGGUUUCAACCCGACACCGUCAAAGACUGACUUAGCACAUCACCAUCCUUGCACCAUUGCAUUAAGGAACUUUGGCAACAAGCCUUCAGAUAAAGAGAAUGAUGUUCUCAUUGAGAUAUCCAAAGAUGGGAAGAAGUUGUCUCUCUUGCAAUUGGAGAAGUUAUAUCAGGACUGGCUGCUUCAGAUGCAUGAUCGCUAUGACGAGGAGAUUGACUGUGGAGAGGAUCAACCUACUUUUGUAAUUGGCCCUUCACACAAGAAAGAGCUUGGCGUUUCUGCAGAUGUUCUGAGAAUUCACAAGGCUUUUCAGAGGAAAGGCAUAACUUGGAAAGCAGGGCAAAAGAUUAAAAUUUUGAAGGGAGCUUGUAGGGGUUUCCAUAAGAACAACAUUUUCGCCACGUUGGAAUUUAUUAUCCUUGAAGGAUGGCAGGGGGACUCGGGUGGUAAGUUUUAUAUGGUUCAUGAAGCAUGCCCUUUUGUAUGCUUAAUCCUGUGGGUUGGGGAGGCUCGAAUCAUCUGCAGGUUUGCAAUUCACUCCUUAUAUUUCAUACCUGAUACCACUACUUUUCAUGGUGUGUUUCCCUCCUUCAACCAGUGUUACCUUAAAAAUUGUCUUUACCAUGUCAUUUACAGGCCAUUACAUGUCCCUGCUGAGAGUGGUUGUCGCCUCACAUUUGAUGAAGGAUGUGCUUGCUUUGAAAUCCGUGAUUCAAAAUCUUUUCCGAUUAGUGUGAUUGACGCUGGAAAGUGCUUAGCUGUUGAUAAUACAGAAUGGGAGAACCAAAUUUUGAAACACCAAGAGAAAACCACUCCAUCAUCAAUUGAUAUAUUGGACGCCGAGCAAUGUCAGGAAUUGGACAUUAAGGGGGCGCUACCUCAGGAUGUUGAUGCUGGACAUGAACCUCCAGAGGAGAUUACUGCAGUUGUUCGUCCAGCUUCUUUUAGUUCUGUUACUGCAUACAAAAAUCUGGAUCAGAAAUACAUCAUGAAAGAAAAUUUUGAGAUGACUCUAGAGAUAAAAUUUAAAGCAGAUGAGAAUGAGAAAGAACGACAUAUUUACUCUGGGCAAUUGAAUCCUUCAUCGCUUAAAGGAUUUCAUGGUUUAUAUAUUUUCCCCCUGAAGAAGAAGUCACCAAAUCUUUUUCAGAAAGCAGGCAUUUAUCUAUUUCGAUUUUCUCUUAUAGAAAGUCGUACAAUUUCUGUAAAAGAAGUGCGCGUGAAAGCAUUGCCUGAGGCUGCUAGUUGGGAACUUGUAAGUGAUGGGAAGAGUACACACAGUGUAAGGGUUGGUUCUUGUUUUCCAGAGGUUUUCAGUGUUGCUUGUUGUGAUAGAUUCUGCAAUCGUAUACCAUUCAAGUCGCAGACAGAGAUAGAGAUGAAGUUAUGUUCUGGCGGCAGAGCUAUUUCAUCCGAAUGCAGUUAUGACCAAUGUAUUACACAUGACAGAUAUACCAUGAAGUUUAAGAAUGUAACCAUUGAAAGUAGUGAAUUGGAUAUGAUUCGACCAAGUUAUAAAGCUACAUUACAUAUAAAUUCAAAGGAGGAUCCAUUUUUUGUAGCUAUUCCAUGUGCAGUUAUUCCAGGACCAUUGCAACGUAUCCUUCUGCGCCCUGUAGAUUUUGGCAAGAAAUUGGUUCCUGGGAUGGUACUUAAGGAGCUUGCUCUUGAGACAUUUGACAAAUAUGGUAACCAUAUGAGAAAAGAUGAGCACAUCAAGCUGACGCUGGAAGGAUUACAUUUACUAGAUAAAGGAGAUUCUUUUUAUAAGGUUGAUGAUCAUGGGUGUGUUAACCUUAGUGGAACUUUGAAAGUAACAGCAGGGUAUGGUAAACUUGUUUCCCUUUCUGUUUUGUCUGGCGAUAAAGUAGUUUUCAAGAAAGAGUUCCAAACUGAUAGGAGAUCGUUGCGAGUUGCAUCCAAGGUACCUAAAGUUUGUGCUGCUGGUUCUCAUUUGGAAGAUGUUGUUUUUGAGGUUAUAAAUUCUGCUGGUGAAGUGGAUGAAGAUAUCGAUAGUGAAGUGGAAGAUGGCCACUCUCAUACCCUUCUGAUAAGGCAGGACUCAUUGAGGGAAGAAGACAAUGUGAGAUACAGCUUCCAUCAUGGACGCUGCAUUGUCCGCUCUAUCCCUCUUCCAGAUAAUGAAGGGCUUUUCUGCUUUGUAGCUAGUCACUCUCGUUUCCACGAGUUGCAGACAAGCAUAGAGGUGCAUGUUGAGAAAGCUGUAAUCCGUACACAUGAACUUACCCAACCUAGAAGUCCCAAGAAAGAGAUUCUGCUUCAUGAGGAUUCAAAUGGUAAAGGGCCAGAAACGGUGUGUCAUAACACCUUUGAUGGAAGAAUAAUGAUCUUCAACGAUUCAUGUGCUUCCAUGGAUCUGGAAGACAGACUACAGAAACUUGGGGAUGAUAUUUGCAGAUAUGGCCUAUGCAUCAGACGAUGCGAUGCUAAUGUGGAGUCACUUAAUAUUAAGCAAUCAAAUAUUGAGCUUGAGAUGUCCAACUUGGGAGCUUUUAUUGGUCUUGAUUCUUUUCACGACUUGGGCUAUGAUAAAGACGUGAUUAUGGAGAAGAUUGAAGGAAAGGCGGACAGUGCAGCUGCUGUUAUACACAAGCUGCUCAGAUCACCAAAACCUGAACAGCUGUAUCUCAAAUAUGCUCAUGACAUACUUGGCGUGGUUGCACUUCUUGGAGAGGUUCGGACCCAUAAGCUUAGCAGCAUGUUUUCAACAUAUCUUGGAGAAGAUCAGAUGCUUGCUGUAGUAUGCAAAUCCCGUGCAGCUGCCAGAGCUCUUGAAAAUUAUCGAAUGGAUGGAAAUGUGAAUUGCGCCAGUGCUCUUGACAUAUUAGCAGCUAAGCUUGGAAUUUCCAUCAAGGGUCGAUAUUUGGUUAUAUGCCUUGAGGAUAUAAGGCCAUAUAAGCAAGGAGUCAGCAGUGAUCCCCAAAGAGAACUUGCUAUUCCACACCCUACUUUAUCAAACAGAGAAACUCCCCCAGGCUUUUUGGGCUACGCGGUUAAUAUGAUAUUCCUUCCUGCAGAAUAUUUGCAGCUUAGAACUGCUUCAGGUCAUGGUCUAAGAGAGACAUUAUUUUAUCGUCUGUUUGGUAAGCUUCAAGUCUACAAGUCUAGAGAGCAACUUUACAUGGCAAGUUCCUGCAUAGAAGAGGGUGCGGUUUCCUUGGAUGGUGGAAUGAUGAGAGGAAAUGGAGUUGUAUCUGCAUCUGUUGGAUCUGAGGAACCAUACAUUCUAUUUCCAGUCAUCUGUCUGGAAAGACAGUUGCUCCUCUCACCUGAGAAAGUAAAAAGAUUGAAGAGAAUCGAAGAGUUGAAGCUGGAACGAAAUCAAUUGCAAGAUCAAAUACAGGAAGAGCUUAGGAAUGAAGCAAAGUACAAGAAGAAGUUGGCCAAAAAGCUCAGGGAUAAAAAGCAGAUUGAUGAUCAGUUGGAACCUUCUCCUGGAAUGUACAGCUCGGACAUGGAUAUCAGUUGUUGAUGGUUUGUUUCUUCCGAGGCUUGUACAUGUAAUUACCUAAAACAAGGCCUCUAUGUUUGUUUAUGCUUUUUUGGAUCAUAUUUUUGUGAAGAAACACAGGGUAGUAUACCGUACAAAUCAACACCUGUAGCUAUCCAAGUAAAUGAAUGCUCAAGGUGUAUCUUUCCCCUAUGGUCUCAGUGUUGGUGGGCAGAGUUACUUUUAAAGUCAUAGGAAUCAUUUAUUCAUCUUUGUUUGGGAAGGAACUAAAGGUGACUCAGCUGCAUCUGGUUCCCUUUCAGAUAUGCUUGUAUGUGACAGUAGGAACAACUACUCAUUAUGUUAUUUUUGA
Messenger RNA from Solanum tuberosum (potato), 5427 nucleotides. RefSeq lists its product as uncharacterized. The transcript has 37 exons. Lineage: Eukaryota; Viridiplantae; Streptophyta; Magnoliopsida; Solanales; Solanaceae. The record is from RefSeq and is a predicted model, not a curated record. Bases 90 to 5096 code for a protein of 1668 amino acids.